Molecule: messenger RNA, 10532 nt
Organism: Branchiostoma floridae (Florida lancelet)
Lineage: Eukaryota; Metazoa; Chordata; Leptocardii; Amphioxiformes; Branchiostomatidae
Product: nucleosome-remodeling factor subunit BPTF-like
Exons: 25
Coding region: 519-9002 (2827 amino acids)
Biological process (GO): regulation of transcription by RNA polymerase II
Cellular component (GO): NURF complex
Molecular function (GO): RNA polymerase II cis-regulatory region sequence-specific DNA binding
Source: RefSeq, a predicted model, not a curated record
GAUGUAUUAUAUUUUAUGAUCAUAUCACACAUGAAAUGAUAUAAUAUCUAUCAAUUUAUUGCAUAUAAAUUGCUGGAUUGGUUCAUAUUUGCGUACUAGUCUGAGGGACGCAGUUGAAAGCGAGGGCCGGUGGCGAUGUCGGGCACGCCAUUUGGACCAAUCAUAUUUAGCGUUACUAUUCCCAAAUUGCAAUAUGUUAUUUUUCAUAAUUGUCUAAUUUUUGCCAAAGUCUGAAAGUUUCGGUGAUUUUGAAAUGAUGAAUAGUUAGAGUAUAGAUGUGACGUUCACGGCCAUUAUCACAUGGUUCCAAAAACCGCAACAUUUGCUGGAUUCUGGCGCUUUUAGGUCACGUGAUCAAAUCAUUUCAGAAAUGGCGGCUUGCUACAGUUCCAAUAUGGAGGACGGAAAAACAGAGCGUGAAAACGGCAGAUAGACGACAGCAGGACAGUAAACAAUCGGACACAGGGACCCUCUGCACAACCGAGGUUUAGCUGGUACGGUUCAAAUCUGGGGCCAAAAUGAAGCGUGGCAGGGGGCGGCCACCCAAAAGUCCCUUUGUCUCAAUCGAUAGCCGAGUGAAACGGUUCAGAAGUGGCCGUGGCGGCGGCGGCGGAGAUGCGGGCAGCAGUGGCGGGACCCCGGCAAGUUCCCGGUCCAGCACGCCCGUGCACUCGGGAUCCUCCAGGACCCCGUCUCGGGAGAUGCGGAGCCGGGCCCGGGAGGCGGCACAGCGAAGCAAGCAGCUAAUCCACGAGGUGAUGAAAGUGGUGGGUGGUGACGAUGAGGAGGAGGAUGUGGACGAUGUGAGCGACGACCUGUCAGAGGAGGAGUCGGACGAGUCCGACUAUGCUGAGUCCGAGUCAGCUCUGAGUGUCUACUCCGAGAGUAGCUUCAGCACGGUCAGCAGCUCCAAACGGAGGUACAUCCGUCACCCCCGCCCAAAAUCCCCCGUGGUGUUCGAUGAUGAGCGCGAGGUACCGCCCCUGACCCUGCCCAAGUCAGGCGAGGACCUCCUCCUACCCACAGAACACCUGAUGGACGCCAUCGCCGUGUAUGAGGUCAUCAGGCACUUCAGGAUCAUCCUCCGAGUGUCUCCAUUCAGGUUUGAAGAUUUCUGUGCUGCACUUCUCAGCCAAGAGCAGUGCAGCCUCAUCGCAGAAAUCCACAUAGCAUUGCUCAAGGCUCUGGUUCGCGAGGACGAACAGAACAGCACGACUUUCGGUCCUCACGAUCUAAAAGACAGCAUCAAUAUAAAAAUGUAUUAUCUUGAUGCUAUGACCUGGCCAGAGCUGGUACGUUGUUAUGUGGAGAGCGACAAAGAAUUUCGUGACGUCUUGCCCUCAUGCAGUGGCCCAGACUGGCCGUAUGUACCACUAGAUGACAAGUUGAAGGUGCUCCGCCUCCUGACUGACCAAGUGCUUGUUUCCAAUGCUAUACGUGACUAUAUUUACACAGAGGGCACCGUGCAGUAUGACGACCAUUGUCGGGUAUGUCACAAACUUGGUGACCUCCUGUGUUGCGAGACGUGCUCAGCUGUGUACCAUCUGGAAUGUGUGCGGCCACCGCUAGAAGAGGUGCCAGAAGAUGAUUGGCUGUGUGAAGUUUGCGUCGCCCAUCAGGUGGGUGGUGUCACCGACUGCGUCCUGGAAGCAGAGAAAACGGGCCAGAUGAGCCGCCAGGAGCCGCUAGGGUACGACCGCCAUGGACGGAAGUACUGGUUCCUAUGCAGACGUGUCGUGGUGGAGAGCGACACAGAGACCUGGUACUACAGCACCAAGCUGCAGCUACAGGAGCUCCUGGGGACCCUGGACAGUCAGAACUACGAGAGGGACCUGUGUAUGGCCGUGGAGGAGACCAAGGACGAGCUGGUCAAGCACAUGAACGUGACGGAAAGACUGACCAAUGAGGCGCGAGGAAACCAGCGCUCCAUCAUCCAAUCAUCCAAUGAGGAAAUUGAUAAGCGCCUUGAAGAGAAGCGGAAACUGGAGGAGGAGAAGAGAAAGAAAGAGGAGGAAGAGGCCAUGAAAAGACAGGAAGAAAUGAGAAAGAGGGAGGAAGAACUGAGAGCUCAUCAGAUCGCCUCCAGUUUGGAGCAGCUGGCCCAGAUGACUGCACCUGUGAGUGGAGAGAUGGGACCUCUCGCACCUGUAGCAGCUGUAACACAGCCUGGGGAUGCUGUACCGCAGCCUGCACCUGCGCCAAGUGAAGUUACCGCUGUCUCACAGCAGACUACCACAGAAGAGACUACUACUACCACAUCCACAUCAUCAGAGACAACUAAAAUGGAAGUUGCAGAAUCUGCCCCAGACGGCAGCACUGUGACCUCCAGUGUCGUACAGGUCACGCAGUCAGUCACCACCACCGUUACUACGGUUACCAAAGUGGAGGAGACCAAAGUCGAGCAAAAUCAGGAUGGCGACUCUGUGUUGUCUUCAGCAGAAAAUGUCUCAGAGAAGAAGGAAUCUUCAGCUGACAAGAAUGAAGAGGAAAAGAAGGAAGUGUCAAGUGGCCCUACUGUAGUUAGCGUACAGUCUAUUCGCAGCGAUGUGAAGGAAAGGCAGUUGGAUGUCACUGAAAACAGCUCCGAUGACAAGGGUGCCUCCAGUACAGUCCCUUCAACUAACUCUAUAGUUGUAACCUCUGUCCCAGUAUCAACAGUGUCAACAACAGUGUCGGACCCCAGCCAACAGGUCCAACCUAAGGCAACCGUUAUCGUCAUGAACAAGGACGGGACCAAAGUGACGUAUGCCAUCCUCCCUAAAGGUACUACAGCUAGCACUACAUCUGCUUCAUCAGCCAGCAGCACCUCUGCAGGUACACUUACAACCACCACCACUGGCUCAUCUUCUACCGAUGGCAACCUGACUUCCUCCUCAUCUCAGCCUACUUCCACCACAGUUACCACAAGUUCUGAUGCAGACACAGCGUCCAGUUCUACCGGCUCCAGCCCACCCAAAACCCGCAUGGUCACUCGCUUGCAGAACCCAGAAAGCAAGCUGAGUCAGCGGUUGGCUGCUGCUCCCGUGGCAAGCACGGCUAACCUAACAGGCAAGGGCGGAGGAAAGGACUCCAUCUUGGUCAUCAAUGCACAGGGAGAAAUCAAACAGAUUGAUGGGAAGGGCUCCAGCAUGGUCAGCAACUUGUCCAAACCCAACCUGUUCCGGUUGGGUCAGGAGGGAAAGUUCCGUAUGUACGUGAACCAGUACACGUCCAACCAGCUGGCUCUGAACAAGCACCAACACGCAGAGGACAGGGACAGGCGGCGGGGUCUCACACAUAAGUUCUGCCUCAACACACAACAGGAGUUCAAAUGGCAGGGAACGGUGCACGGCAACAAGGCCCUGACGGUCUCAACCCUCCGGCUGACCCUGGUUCACCUGGAGAACUCCAUUCCCAAGCCCUUCCUGCACCCCCACUGGGCCACGUUUCGCACCAACUGGAUCAAGGCGGUCCACAUGUGCACUGCUCCCAAGGAGUUUGCCCUGGCCCUGUCUAUCUUUGAGAGUGUGGUGAAGCCAUGUGUGCUGCUGAAUGUAUGGAGGGACUCCCUGGGACAUGUCAGGUUGCAGCGGGUUACGGCUCUGGAGAAGGAUGACAAGAAGAAGAAGAAAGACCAGGGAAAGUUGUUUGAGGAGGAAGAGGUCGAAAAUCCAGUGUAUGUCAAGUACACCAUCCCACUGAAACAUCAGGUGUGGAAGUUGAAGGGAGAGGAGUACCGUAUCACAGGAAUGGGGGGCUGGAUGUGGCUAAGUGCCACCAGGACGCCACGCUUCCAGCCGGCCCUCCCCGUCCCAGACACCACCAAACCUCUCCCAGGCAUCAAGGAUCCCGUCCCAGAAUCCUCCAUCAAGGAGGAGGGGGCGGCAGGGGCUGCCAAAAACUACCUGGAUGCCAAGGUCAAAGUUGAAGAACCAGAGAUCUCUCCUGUCAAACAGAAAGCCAAAGAUGGAGAGGAGCCAAUGGAUGUGGAUGUCAUGAGUACACCCAUGAAAGAGGAGAAUAUGGAAGUUGAUCAGGAGUCCUCUGCCAAAAGGAAAGAAAAAGCAAAGGUCAAAGUUGAGACUCCAGGUUUGAAGGGGUUAAAGCGGAAAGCAGACUACUGGGAAAAGGGUCUAGGGAUUGAGACAAUCAAUGUAAGUGAAGGGUUAAAAAAGCACUUACUGUACAAAAAGCUCAAGCCAACCAAACUGGACGGUUUCCUGGACAGGAGAGAGAAACAGUUUGACCUUGAACAGAGGCAGAUUCUGUCAUCGGGGCCGCAGGGUGUCAAGGUUGAAGGACAAAAGGUUGAGGUUAAGAAGGAGGGAAGUGUAGCUGCAGGAGCGGCACAGUCCACUACAGGGUCUUCUGGGAACCAAGCGUCUGUUGCCAAAACAGUGACCUCGCCUGCUGCUGUCACCACGGCAACUACAUCGCUUACGUUGCCUGCACUCUCGACCAAGGUUACCAAACCAUUACCCACACCAGCUGCUGUGAAAGCAGCUUCAAGCCCAACCCCCCAGGCCAGUUCUCCAGAGAAGCCAUCUACCAAGUCUGGCCUGGGGAGCCCAGAAGGUGAUCCCAAGACAUUCGAAAAUGCAUUUAAAAACUUCCUCGGAAUUCCCGAACCCAUCGCAAAUGGAGAAGUUGACUCCUCUCAGUCUCAGAUGAACAGUAUGGUUUCCAAAGGUUGUCACCAGUGUUACUCUCCCUCCUGUUUGUCAGGUUCAGGGUCAUGUUACUCUACUGUGUGUAGGUGGCAGAGACACAUAGCAAGAAGUCAUGGAGAGGCUGACAAGGCAGUAGUCUCUCCUGACAGGACUAAGCAGCACCUCUCCCCUGUAUCAGGGAAAUCAGAUACAAACACAGACACAAACACAGACCCUGACACAGCUUGUGGCAGAAAAGGUGUUCCCAACGGGUCCAUUUUGGAUGGUAUGGUCUCCUCCAGGGGUUCUGAGGUCCCUGUGAGCGGAGCAUCGUCGCUGUUGUCCAGCAUUGUUAGUCAGUCUAAAGGGCAGGUCCCGGCAGCCUGCAGUACUGCACAAACUGCCUGCACAGGGGUGGCAACACAGGGUACAAAUGCAGUGCCUACGAAUGUGCCAAGCACCAAUGUGGGACCAACUUCAGCCUUACCACAAGGCAACAACUGUGGCAGCCCAGUCGGUACAGUCCAGGGAUGUGGGGAAAAUGACAGCUCAUUAACAAACAAAACGCAGCAGGCAAGCACGCAGUCAUCGCCCUCUGUUACAGAGAGAGUGCAACCGCCAUUAACAAAUUGUGUUGGUUACGCUAGUCCAGCAAAGACCAAAACUACGGCUGCUACCGUCUCCCCUGUAUCUGCCACUGCAACAACAAAUACAGCAAAGUCUCUUCCAUUCGGUAAUGGGGUAAGUGGUAUGGUGACAACAGUAGCAAGCAUUGAUGGGGUGGUAAGAACAGUUCAUACUGUAACCAAGUCAGUUGUGAAGACCACCACUCAAAGUUCCACCCACACAGUUGUAAGGACUCAACAGUCGGGUACUGUUGCUCAAACAUCAACUGUUAGUAGUUCAAUGGCUGCUACUGUCAAUGCCACAAAAACUGAAACUAGUUCCAAAGUAUUGAGUUCUGGAAUUGCAAGCAAAGGUACUUCAAGUGUUGUUACUUCUCAAGCAUCUGCUGUGAAAGCAUCUCUCACUGUUUCGAAGUCCGAUGGCGACGUAACGUACUCGACCACAGGAAAGGUGUACCUUGCAAAGUUUACCAGAGUCAAGAAGAAGAAAAGUCAGAAAGUUUUACUUCCAAGUAGUAAUAAGUUUUCCACUCGAGUAGGGAAGAAGAGCAUAUUUAUCCUCCCACCCCAAGAGCUCAGGAAGCUUGCCAGGCGAGGGGCAAAUAAGGAAGUUGCGUGCUUCAAGUAUGAUGCCAAAAUGGUGGGUGCCCACUGGCCUUAUUUAGCUCCAAGGCCAACCUUCCGGCUUGCUUGGCGGUACCACGUGCAAAUACUGCGUUCACUGUCGUCCGUGGCCUCGCUGAUACGAGUCCUGUGGGCGUGUUUGCGUUGGGAGGACAUGAGUAUCAAGCCACCGACGGGGACAUCCAACACGAUAACGACAGAAACAGAGAUCACUACGACAGAAAUUACCAAGAGAAGAGACGUGGGGACGUUUGGUCUGCGGUCAGAGUACUGCGUGAGGAAGAUCAUCUGUCCAAUCAACACACCUUCUCAAAAAGAAACCCACCGUCCACAGAGGAAGGGUCUCCGCUCCAGUUCCCAGACACCCAAGGCUGAGGCCCCCCAGCCCAGCGGCCCCAUGGUGAUAGAGACCUGGGUGCCGGAGGAGGACCUGGAACUAUGGGAGAUCAGACAGUUUGCUGAGAAGCUAGAGAAGCAGCAGGAGCAGGCCCGUCAGAAGGUGGCCCAGGCGGAGGCUGCGACCAAGGCUGAGCAGGUGAAGGCCCAGCUGGAGGUGCAGCUGAAGCAGCAGAGGCAGGCCAUGCAGCAGAAACGCCUGCAGGAACAGGCUACCAAGACAAAAACACAGACACCACAGACUCCCCAAGCCACCCCGAAGGUUGUCACUGUGUCCAUCACCCCCGAGCAGAUGAAGUUGGUACAGUCCGGCGGGGCGACACCAGUCACCAGUAUCACCACGGCGACCACAGCUGUGGUGCAGACCCCGACAGGUGUGAAGAAGGUGCAGAUACCUGUCCGGAGGAUCAUCACUGUUGGAGGGGCUGCAGCCGCGGCAAGGGCAUCAGCUGCCUCCUCAGGCAUUCUUGGAACCACCAAGACAACUCCAAGUCUUCUGCCCGCUGUAUCCAAGCAGACCUUCCCACCUUACCCGUCCCAGGGGAUGACAGCCACCCUCUCCGGUACCCCCACCUCCUCAACAAUGGUACGGCUUCCCAUCUCACAGCUGCAGCAGGCAGGAGGCAAGAUCCAGUUCAAGACCGUGACAGUACAGGCCCCAGUCCUGGGACAAGGCCAAACACAGGUCAUCCAGGGUCAGGGUGUGUCGAGUCAAGGUCAAGGACAGGUGCUGCAGGCCCACAUGACCCCCCAGGGUGUGCUCCAGUAUCGUCUGAUCAAGCCUACAGGCCAGGCAGUACAGGCACAGGUGGUGGCCAGCACACAGGGACAGGCUGUACAGUCCCAGACUGCCCAGAUCCAGGUGCAGGCUGGUGCGACCAGUCAGACGGUGCAGGUGCCAGUCCAGACCCAGCAACAGGUGCAAGCACACCCACAGGUGGUGGUCAAGCCCUCACAGAGCGGUGCUGUACAGGGUACAGUCCAGGCCCAAGGCCAGGCUGUCCAGGGACAGCGCCUCAUCUUACCAGCUGUUAACACUCAGGGUGCUAGUGCAACUGUCCAGACCAGUGCAGCCUCUGUGUCCGGGCAGGUGUCUGGUCAGCCCUUGCAGGGCCAGGCCACCGUGUCUCAGACCCCGGGGAUGCAGACCCAACCCCUGAAGAUCCAGACGGCCCAGGGACAGACCAUCGUGUUACAGCCACAGUCCCUGGUCACUCCGACUGGACAGGCCCAGCUGCUCCCUGGACAGCAGAUCUUUAGGGCCACCAUGCCUGACGGGACGGUCAAGCAUUUCAUCAUCACACCCAAGAUCGUCACUCAGACUGUGCAGCCCACCACCAGCACUCCGCAGCCCAUCAAGAACGUGGUGAGCCUGCAGACGCCCAGCGUGCAGCAGAAAAUCCUGCAGAUGCAGCAGCAGCACCAGCAGCAGCAGCUGGCCGCCAUCCAGGAGGCCCAGAAGAAGGACAGGGAGCUGCAGCAGAAAUAUCAGCAGCAGUUGAUGCAGAAACAGCUUUCUGAUUCACCAUUGGCAGUUGGAAAACAAGCAAAGGUGCAGAUUAAGCAGAACAAGCUGAUUGAGAACCUCCGUGCCAAACAGAAGACACUCACACCUGAGGAGAGAGAGGACAACCAAAGGAUGAUCGUGUGUAAUCAGGUCAUGAAGCACAUCCUGGACACGAUCGACCGCGAGGAGAAGGCCGAUCAGAAGAAACGCAAGAAGGAAGAGACGGCAGAACAGAAACGCAGCAAGGCCAUGGCUCUCAAACUGCAGACAACACUCUUCAAACACAAGGAGCAGCUGAGGAAAGACAUGCUGAAAAAACGCUCUCUCAUGGAGAAGGAGAUUACAAAGGAAGUUCAGGAUGAACUGAAACAUGAACUGAAGAAGAAGGGUCACAAGAGAAAGGGGAGCGAGACAGCCUCCUCCGGUCUGGAAGACACGCCCAAGAAGAAGAAGAAAGCAGAGAAGCCUGCGAAGGCAGAAGGGAAGUCUAAGAUGAUCCGAACCAGCCAGUCUAGUAGGGACAAGGACAGGAAGCUGUACUGUGUCUGCAAGACUCCGUACGACGCAACACAGUUCUACAUCGGCUGUGACCUGUGCAGUAACUGGUUCCACGGUGCGUGUGUCGGCAUCACGGAGAAGCAGGCGGAACAGAUGGACUCGUACACCUGUCCUGACUGCAGCCGACUCACCGAGGACGGGGAACAGGAGCUGUACUGUCUCUGCAGGACACCGUAUGAUGAGACACAGUUCUACAUUGGUUGUGACCGGUGCAAUGACUGGUUCCACGGCCGGUGUGUGGGCAUCCUGCCGGCCGAGGCCGACGAGAUCGACUACUACAUCUGCCCCAACUGUCAAUCAUCCAAAGACAUGCAGAUGCACAACAAGUCUCUGAGUGAGAAGGACACGGAUCAGCUGAAACGACUUCUCAAGUCCCUACAGUCUCACAAGAUGGCCUGGCCCUUUGUAGAGCCAGUGAGUGAGCUGGAGGUACCAGACUAUUACCAGGUCAUCAAGGAACCCAUGGACCUUUCAACUGUGGACAAACGACUCCGGCAGAAAUAUUACAAGACUCUGAACCAGUACGUAGCCGACAUUUCCAAGAUAUUCGACAACUGUCGCUACUACAAUCCCAGCGACUCUGCUUUCUGCAAGUGCGCCGAGGUUCUGGAGGGAUUCUUCCUACAGAAGCUCAAGACUGUCAAAUCUCGCUUAGGAAGCUGAGGGACUUUGCAUAACAUUGUACAGAAUUUUUGAUAUGGUUGAAUUUGUUGAAUGAGACAUUUGCAAGAGAAGGUUGUAGAGAACUACGUUUUAUGAUAGUAAGAUUUGUAUUUGUGGCCUUUUCAUCUUGAUAUUAUGUACAUGUAUAUUACCGUGACGUGGGAAGAACGAAUGUUGACUUUUGUAACUGUGGGAAAGCGAAAGAUGGCAAGAUGUAAUGAGAAUGUGUGCAGAAGUUUGAAAGUAGAGGUAUUUAUGUGAAAUUGUUUGUACAUAAAGCUGCAUUAUGAAUGCUUCGCUGUAGGAUAUUGCUGCAAAGAGAUAGCGUAUUGCGCUUAUAGCUUAGAGAUGCAAUCUGAGCAAUUUUGUGGAAUGUCGACCAGUUUUCAAUGCACCUUUGAGAUGACAACUUCUUUGUCUACCAGUGCCAGACUAGUGGUAUGUACUGUAUUUAUUGUUGACAUUAUUUAUACUUGUGCAGUCCAGUCCAAACUGAUACGACAGUAGGUGACCACUGAAGACAGCUUUGAGUUGAGCUAUGAACAGUAUUUCUGAAAACAUCAACAUCUCGCAAACAGAUUUGUGGUAUCGUCUUCUAAGCUCAGUGGUUGUAACUGCAUUUUUCACCCCAAAGCAAGUACAAAUGUAUUUGGACACUGAAUGUGGAAGAGUGUACAGCAUUGCUACUGCCUUGUCAUGUUCUGUUGCAAUGGGAAUUCAGGGACAAGAAUAUAAAUUUCCUGAAUAUUGAUAAUCUUACCAAACACUGACCCUGGUUCCCAUGAACCAUAAAUAAAAUUGAAAGCAUCCAAACUCACUGAUUCUGUGUUACCGAAGGCCCAGUCCUGGUUGCACAAUUACAGCCAUUUGUAUACAGUAACCUUUCGAAAAAACAGUCUUGACAAUUUUUCUCGCCAAAUUUUGUUCAUUGAUCUACAAAAAUAUACAGACCACGUAUUUGGUUGUCCAAUUGUAUAUUGAUAAUUUUUAUCUACUAGACAACCUUGGAAAGACAAGGUGAGCAUUUUCCCCACAAUCAUAAAAAAUACUGUAGAUAGGAGAAAUAUUGUCCAGAGCCUAGGCUGGCACAGAGUGGUAUCCAAGAUACUGCAUAGGUGAUUGUUCCAUUCAGAAGGAUAUCAUGAUAUAUGUCUUCUCAUAAAUCAUAUACUAUAUGGUUAACACAAGAGGUCAUAUGGGUACAUGUAAAUAGACAAAUAUCACCAUUGCACUUGUUUGUACUGCAAAUUGACCUUGGUAUAUGUCAUGAUGAAAAAUCAAGGUACAUUUGUAAUACAUUGUAUAUGGAAUCCCUUAGUUAUGUGGAGAUUAUGGUUAGACUUUUCUGAAAGUACUUUGGCACAGACUUGUAUGUGCCACAAUGUUGCACAGUCAUCUAAAAGCAUAUACUAGAUGUAGCGCAUUGUUUUGUAUUUCUGCUUCUCAUAGUCGUUAUUAUUAAAGAUGCCCCAUUUUUUUCUUUUUGUACAAAGUAAAGCUACAAUAAAUGUUACUAUUGUAUUUCCAGUA